CACUGGAUGUGUUGUUGUUUUUGUGUUUCUCGUUUCUCGUGUUUCUCUUUGCCUUUAUUGUAAAAACUACGAAUUAUAAUUUUUACAUUGUUUAUUUAUAGAAUAAUAAAUUAGUUUUCACAUUCGUGGCAAAGAUAUUAGCGAAGUAGGCCAUGGUUUAUUUACACUUUCCCGUUAACCUCACGGAAGAGGAGUUAAUGUUACAAGCAAAAUAUCAAAAGUUGAAGAAAAAGAAGAAAGCUUUACAGGCACUGAAAGCACCAAAGCAGGAACCUGAAAAGCCGGUACUGCCGAAACGGCCCACUGAAGCUCGGGAUGCCCGGGAGAUUGCUCGAAAACUUAUUAAAAGUGGCGCUAUUCAGGCGAUUAAAAGUCCACCGCCUCAACCUCAAAAUGCUACUUUUAAAAGGCCACGGGCAGGCCGAGAACGCAAGUUGAGUGGUUCAGCUGGAGCUACGGGUGGCGUCGCCUCGUACCAGCCAUUCAGUGCUUCGCAGGAGCCCCCUCCGCCUGAAGAAAAGUCAUCACCAAGAGUCAAAUACCUAUAUGACUCCUUUGUAACUGCUAGGGAGAAGGAAGAAAAAGGCAACAGAACACCAGCAAGCAGCUCCACAGCUGGUGGCGAAACACCCACCCCAACUGCUAGGCCUCCCAUUGUCAACAACACAGUACUGAUCAUCGGUCCCAACCUGUCUGAGGACCUGAUGAGGCGGCGCCUGGCCACCUACGAACCCUUCACAUUCAUGCAGGAGCUUGAUGAAGACAAGAUCUACCUAACAUUUGAGAACCCGGAAGUGGCAUCAAGAGUCCUUGCUACUCUGGAAGGCUCGGAGGAAGGCUGGCGCAUAUCGCUGACCCGCAAGCCGGCGCCCAAGGAGGCGUGGACCCCCGCCCCCUCGCCCCGCAACCCGCCCCCGCCCAAGGACCUCAAACGAACCCUGGUCGCCUAUGAUGACAUAUUUGAUUGAUAUAGUAGCUAAAGCAUGUCCACGGCAGAAUACCUUGCCAGUACGAAGACGCCACUGAAGAUACAAUUUGCCAACAACACUGCCUCCCCAAAGGGUAUUCCUACGGUAUUUGUGUCAGCUACCGGUGCAGCUGUGUUUGAUUCUCAGUGACAAUAAAUAAUAAUAGAAGAUUAUCGAUUGUAAAGUGUAAAAUAAUAAUUUUAAAUUUAAAUAAAUAAAUAUGAUUUAGACUG
Messenger RNA from Plutella xylostella (diamondback moth), 1201 nucleotides. RefSeq names its product negative elongation factor E (gene Nelf-E). Gene Ontology annotation, cellular component: NELF complex. NCBI's taxonomy places the organism in Eukaryota, Metazoa, Arthropoda, Insecta, Lepidoptera, Plutellidae. Gene Ontology annotation, biological process: negative regulation of transcription elongation by RNA polymerase II. The record is from RefSeq and is a predicted model, not a curated record.